This is a messenger RNA of Amphiprion ocellaris (clown anemonefish), 7245 nucleotides long. It is a transcript of the gene gpc6a, whose product is annotated as glypican 6a. Gene Ontology annotation, cellular component: synapse; cell surface; plasma membrane. Bases 665 to 2377 code for a protein of 570 amino acids. Lineage: Eukaryota; Metazoa; Chordata; Actinopteri; Pomacentridae. The transcript is spliced from 10 exons. Gene Ontology annotation, biological process: regulation of signal transduction; regulation of protein localization to membrane; cell migration. The record is from RefSeq and is a predicted model, not a curated record.
CAUCCAAAGACACGGCGCGGUCAGCGGGGGUUUCUGUUGAGUUUACGGACUAACCGCGGAUUGGUGACAUUUACAGCAAAUAACCUUAUGCGUCUGGCCGAUGCGCGCUUUCUACUCCGCCCACACCACCUCCAGGUCGCUCCACCCUACCCGUCCUGCGCCUCCAACAUGUGUCUCCGCCACACUAAUGUGCCGCUGUGUGCAUUACCGAGGAUGCAUAAAGGCAGAGGACAGUGCGCGCCCCUGGAUGCGAGCUGCUGAAGUCGCAGCCACUCCACUCCAUGUUUUGCCCUGCCCUUGUGCGCUCUGCUCGCCGUGCAGCGUGCGUCUCCUUUGCAUUUCGACUGACAUAAACACAGGGCAGCUGUGUGUGCGGGAGAAGUUGUUGGCACGCUGAGGCACCAGGUAGCUUCUUCACAAGGAUUUCUUCAAGCCUGGGAGCGAUCGGACUCGUUGGGUUCUUUUUUUUUAACAGGAAGAUGAGGUGGACGCACUAGUAUCUUAAGUGAGGAGUGAUCUUCUUUUUUUAAUUCUUAUUUUAUAGAUGAACAUCUUAACAUCGCGCUCCCCGGAGAAACCUUUCCAUUAGCCCUUUGGAUUUCUUCUUUCAUUCUGACGGAGCUCUGUGUAUUUCUCUGUGAAACAUUUACCAAGGAUUUCACUGAUGUAUGCGAUGUGGAGACUGCAAGUCGCCUUAUGUACUCUGUCGGUGCUGUCCCUGUCAUCUGGUGGUGAAAGCAAAGCUCGGAGCUGUAGCGAGGUUAGACAAGCUUAUAACGCGAAAGGAUUCAGCCUCGUCAAUGUACCUCAUCAGGAAAUAUCAGGUGAGCACCUGCGUGUCUGUCCUCAGGGAUACACCUGCUGCACGUCUGAGAUGGAGGACAAACUCAACCAGCAGAGCAAACUGGAAUUUGAGAAUUUGGUGGAGGAGAGUAGCCACAAUAUGAGGACGACAUUUGUCUCCAGGCAUAAAAAGUUUGAUGAGUUUUUCUUGGAGCUGCUGGACAAUUCUGAGAAGUCUCUCAACAGUAUGUUCACGCGGACAUACGGGAAGCUGUAUAUGCAGAACUCUGAGGUAUUCCAGGACCUGUUCACUGAGCUAAAGCGCUACUACACAGGGGGCAACGUCAACCUGGAGGAGAUGCUGAAUGACUUCUGGUCCCGGCUGCUGGAGCGCAUGUUCCAGCUGCUCAAUUCCCAGUACCACUUCACAGAUGACUACCUGGAGUGCGUCAGUAAAUACACAGAUCAGCUCAAACCUUUUGGAGAUGUGCCCAGGAAACUGAAAGCCCAGGUCACCAGGGCCUUCAUCGCUGCACGGACGUUUGUCCAGGGGCUAAUGGUGGGUCGGGAGGUCGCCAACAGGGUCGCUAAGGUAAACAUAGUUCCUGCAUGUGUCAGAGCCUUGACCAAGAUGCUGUACUGUCCAUACUGCCGUGGUAUGCCUGGACUGAAACCCUGUCACAACUACUGUCACAACGUUAUGAGAGGCUGUCUAGCAAACCAGGCAGACCUAGAUGCUGAGUGGAACCUCUUCAUUGAUGCCAUGCUGCUGGUGGCAGACAGGCUGGAGGGACCCUUCAACAUCGAAGCAGUCAUCGAGCCGAUUGACAUCAAGAUCUCGGAAGCUAUCAUGACCAUGCAGGACAACAGCAUGCAAGUGUCAGCCAAGGUUUUUCAAGGGUGUGGUCAACCAAAACCAUCAGGAAUAGGCAGGUCUGCACGGGGAAUCUCAGAUGUGUUCAGCACUCGUUUCAGACCCUACACUCCUGAAGAGAGGCCGACCACAGCAGCUGGAACAAGCCUGGAUAGACUGAGGGUUGUGUGGAGGACAAUGCAACACAGUGUGACUGACAUCAAAGAGAAGUUGAAGGAGUCCAAGAGAUUCUGGUCCAACUUACCAGAUGACAUCUGUGCCAAGGGCAAACUCACAGAGUCCGAUGAGGAGCAGUGCUGGAACAGCCACACUAAGGGCAGAUAUUUUCCUGAAGUGGUGAAGGAGGGUCUAACCAACCAGGUGAACAACCCAGAGGUGGACGUAGACAUCACCAGACCUGACACACUGAUUCGGCAACAGAUCAUGGCUCUGCGUGUCAUGACUAACAAGCUAAAGAAUGCCUACAAUGGAAAUGACAUCUACUUCCAAGACUCCAGUGACGAGGGCAGCAGCUCUGGCAGUGGCAGUGGCUGCUCUGACGGCUGCACAACAGAAUUUAUUUUUGUUGGAACAGAGGCUCCAGUGAUCGGAGCCGACAGAAGCGAUGAACGCGCAGCAGUCGCAGCUGCGGGCAAGUCGCUUUCCUGCGGACCCUCUACACUGCUGGUGAUGACCGCUCUCACAUUCCUACUUUGGUCAAUGCAGACUCAAUGGAGAUAAUACAGUGUGGCCCAAUCACUGACUUCUAUACUGUUGCGUAACAGUAUGUUUAACAGCAAGUUAUACUGCUGUUCCCUCACUGGACAUGUAGAACCUCCUGGAAACCUGUCAAGAAUGGCUUACUGUGUGGUAUGGUAGGGUUGGAAGUGAGUGCUGUGCUGCAUCCUGCUUGUCCCCCAAAGAAUGCUCGGUGCCAUCAGUGAACAAGCUUUCACGUCUCUGAAACAAACAAACAAAAAAAAAGCAAACGUGGUGUUUUCUCAUUAUUCUAAAGUGAGUUUUGAAAAACAUGCUUCUCUUUUAGGAAAUGAAAUGAAUCUCAAGAUGGUUCUGUCAGUGAUUUUUCUGAUAAAGGGGAAUCUAUUUUUCUUUUCCUUUGUACAAUGAAGUGAAAAACAUGACAACUAUUUUAUCCUAUUAGUCGUCUCCCCCUCAAACAAAAGCAGAAAGUUUUACUGUGUGCAUGCGUGGAUAUGAUGUUAACUGACAAAAACAUUUUUAGUUUAAUUUUGGUUUUGUUUUGUUUUUUUUUUUUUCAAAUGCAGGCUACACAGCUUUGGAUUGGUUGGUACAGGAUUGUACAGUGCUAGCAGUUCACCUGGUUUCCCGUUCCGGUCAUAUCAGUGUGGCUUCAGGAAGCAGCAGGUCUUACAGCCACUUUAUUGUUGCACAUUUGAUUAUUUCUAAGAAAGUGCUAAUGUACUGCACUAAGCGAACUACUUUGCACAGAUUAUUUUUGUUGGCUUCAUAAGUUUACAAAGCUACAGAAAACAUCCACCCCAUAGAGAAAAAGUUCUAUAUUUUCAGAUCAUUUAACUGAUUGUAUUGUACUUAUAAGCAGUUACAGUAUGUAUUUCACAGGAGCAUACUGUAACGUAAUCUUAUUGACUUAGUUAAUGGCUACAUUCUUUUUUAUAAAUGUAUUUCUUUUUACAAAUUAUCUGACCGUCUGUAAAGUAAAAACAAAACAGAAAAAGAACAUUUCUGCAACAACGCUAAGCCAUUAUACUAAAAUUGCCUGCUAAUAAUGUUCAGUUACCUGAUUUAUUCUCUUCUGUUUGGGUAGUUAAUAUGCACUUACAUGGUUCCUUUUAUUCACAGAGGAGUGAUAUGAGGUAUAUGAAAAUUUAACUUCAUUUAUUUUCUUGUAUCCCACAUUAUUUUGUAUGUUUUUUUGUUAGUUGUUCAUAUUACAUAUAUUAAGGGUUCAAAAUUGUAAUCCUACUUCUCUCAGCUUACAAGCAACUCACAUCUGAAGCAUCAUAGCGAAAUUAGCAUGUUCUUGUUGAGAACAAACUCCUACAGGCUGUAUAUGUGGUCAUAUACUCUUAUAGCAUGUACACAAUGUCAGCAGGGUGCAAAGGUUAGAAGGUUAUGGCUUCCUCUUUGAACGUGUUACUAUUCAUCACCUUCAUUCUGUCCCCUCCAGGCUUUGACCUUUCAGUGGCUCCUGAGGCUUAAGGAGCAAAGCAAAAUACUUGCCCAGUGGUCAUGGAGGAGACUUAGCCUCCAAAAAUGUUGCAGGUAUAGUCUUGAAACAAACAAAGGACCAAAUGUUCGAAAAUGUUACAUAAAAGCGAGUCUUUGAGGCAUCCACCCUCAUGCUAGAGUGUGCCUGGAGGACCCAGAGCCAUCAGCUCAUAAGCACUGAAAUGUUUUCACAAUACACGGGUCCCUUAUCUCAACAGGGACCUUGCCCAAAUGCAUCGCUGGAACAAAUUAAUAGCUGCUGGAAGCAUCUCAAAGAGACUGUGUUUCACGUAGCAAGGCAAGCAUAGGACUGAAGAAGGAAAGAAUGGGAAAAAAGCACCGAGCACAAAGUUUGCUCCAGCAAUAUGGAGUACUGAAUAAGCAAUGAAGAGUGAUUUCUAAAUCUUCUAUUCCUUCGACCUUCAUACAUUCCUCUUAGCAGCUAAAGUUUCAUUUUUUGCACAGAUGUGCAUACUUCAAGUAAAUUUCCACAAAAUGUCAAAAGAAAAUUAAAAUCAAUGCCCAUUUCAAUCUAAUACUGUCAUGUUCAUAUUAAAAGUUAGGCACUGAGACAUAAGGGAAAUCUGUCCUCGAUGUGCUAAUAUGAUUUACAAAAGAGACCCUAAACACCAGAGGAAGCUCCCACGGCACAACAGUUGACCUCUGUCUUCUCACUCUUUGCAGAAAUCGCUUUAGGAGAAGGCGACUGAACAGCAGCCUCCCAUUCACUCACUGUUGCGUAAAUCCUAAUUGUAAAAAGCAUCAGAGGCUUCAAAACCAAAGCUCAAGGAACACCGAAAUGAUUAACACAAGGUCCUACCCAGACAGAAAGUUCAGGUAGUUGCAUUUAAUCUGUUCUUAGCUUGCACAAUUAAGGACCUGCAUGUCUGAGGUGAAUACUCGGGCAUAAAUUAAAACAAAAUGUGACUAAGUGAAACGGAAACAGACGUAUUGAAUAAGUCAUGAUGUAUAAGAAGAAUGUGACUCAGAAGCUCUUUAGAAGAGAUGAAAAUGGAGGUAUUUAGAAACAUUGGAUGUGUGGACAAAAGAGGAAACUGUAACCUUCAUCAAGUUUUUACAUAAAACAAGCAUAUAAAUGCCAAUUUUUUAAUCAUUGUUUCCGGAUGGCUUUCUGUUUUUUGAGACGACUGUUUCUCUUUUGAUUAGGUCAUUUUUUGUGCCCUCUUCAACAGUUGAAUGUUAAUCGGAGUAGAAUUUUCACACUGUCAACUGUUUAUCUCAGUGCCCAGCUUCUAAUAUUGACAAUAAUGGAUGCAUAGUGCACCUCAUUUACUGUCCAACACUUUGAGUGUCCACAUUCUGAAAACAUUUCCUUCCAUAUAGUUCCCUAAAAACUCUUCAAUUCCAACAAUGCAAUAUGCUACAUUACACAAAUAUCAAAAUGGCCAUUGCAUGACUCAGCAGCUGACAGCAGUGACCUGGAAUGUAGAUAAUUUGUAAAUGUGUGGAAUCAGAAUUCAUAUUUAGUCAGUAGUGAGCAGUAGUGUUCAUUAUAUAAGGACUAAUAAAAGAAUCAGGGGCUGAUUUUGAACACAGAAAGGUAGCACCAGAUAAAGAAUAGGAGACCUUCUCACUUCACACCCUUUUGAAGGUCAAAGCCUGUAUGAGACAGAACCAUGACUGCAGUGGAAACUUCUCACAUCAACAUAAUUGACCCAUCUCUCUAAAUCUAAAACGGUAAUUAUGCAGUAGUGACAUGGGUUCCACUCUCUCCCGCUUGUCUCUUCAUAUAUAUGUUUUGAAUAACUUGUGUGUCCUUUGCCAGUUCAUGGUGCACAGAGAGCCCAAACUGUGCCUGACAGGGGUGAAAACAAACGAAUCUGAACUCACUUCAUUAGCAAAAGCAUCAGCUGGUGCUAUUUCCGUGGGUCAGACAGAUGAGACAGGUGGGAGGACAUCCAGCUGUAACUGUCUGCAGCGUGCUGAAUGUUGAAUCAAAUACCAUUAAAGUAACUAGCUGUCGGUCCUAAUGUGCAAUGCCAGUUUUCCUGAUCUGCUAAAAUUUAUCCACCCAGGAGAAUAAUCCUAGAGAGAAGAUCAUUGCAGUGAAAAGAGGUUUCAUGUAAAAAUCAUGAUCUGUUCGAUAGAGCCGUUGGACUGAUGAAGUGCAGGAUGAUAAUUCAAUUUUAACUCUGGACGUUUACAUUUCUCAGAGAAUAUCUACACUUGAUACUGAAUGUUCUGAUUUUUACAAAUAGGUGUUAUUGUAAGCAUUUUUUUGGGAUGUUACGUGUAUUGUUCCCUAAAACUAGACUCAAUUGGACAGUAAUAGUUGCAUUCUGAUGAUCUCUGUGCUAUGACAAUGUUAGAAUUGGCAAAUUAGAGAAAUACAGUAUACAAGAGGAAAAUUUGUAGAAAAAAGUUGAUACGAAGUGCAAGUUGGUGACUUUUGUAUUGCUGUAGUCAAACACAGCAACAUAAACUCAAUUUUAAAGUAUUAGAAAACAUUGUGGGGGCAGAUAUUUCUGAGUCAGGGUCGGUAGUGAGGCAGAACAGUCGGUACAGCAUGUGCUUGAUAAUAAGCUGAAGUUAGCGGUGUGGUUUCAGAUUCUGGUAUUGUUUAAGAUUUGGCAUCGCUGCCUCGUCUGUGAGGCUUAACAACUAUGUUUUUUGUUUUUAUUUCAAACAGUAAAAACUCAGUAAGCAUCUGCAGCCAUACAAAGGUCGAAUGCACCCAUUAGGGCCUCCACAAAAUCCAUGAUUGCAGCAAGAGUUUUGGAUGAGCGAGGAUGAAGCAGCGCUUUACUGGUGCUCUUGAAAUACAGUAAAGAAAGUGAACUGGGAAAAGAAUGUUUCAGAAAUUGGUUUGGUUUCUCCAAAGAGCUUGUAUCUGUACAAACAACAGCUUGUGCUUGUGUUUUCUCAGUACGACAAGCUAUGUUACCCUUGACAGACAUACAGAGCAUCACUAUUCAACAUUGUUCAUCACUUAACCUAUUUUGCCUUUGAGCCAUAUUUAUUAUUAUUAAUUUCUAUCUCAGUCAUUCUCUGGAAUUUGAAAAACUGAAAAAAAAGAAUAUAAUCCUGGUUGGCUGAGGUUUUUUUUUUUCCCCAGAAUGUUUAGAACAAAAUGUGUUAUGCAAGAUCUCCAUUUUGAUGUUAAUCGUUGCUGCACUUUUGCUAAAACAUAUGCCGUGAGUGUGGUACUGUUGUGAUUUGCUAAAUCUGAUAACUAGGGAGCACAUUAAUGAUUUUUGGAGCUGUCAGUGCACGCUGUUUCGAGUGUUUUGGGGGAACUGAGGCUGAUGGUUAUACAAGCAGACAUGCCUUACCAUUUUUUUAAAAGACUAAAAUGGAUUGCUUAUUUGGCUUUUGUUACACAUUCUUGUAUACAGAAAAUAAUACAAUGGUAAUAAUAAACAUUUUAUUAAAAAAGA